GGAGGCCGAGGGGCCCGCGCUGUGGCGCCUGCCCGAGGAGCUGCUGCUGCUCGUCUGCUCCUACCUGGACGCGCGCGCGCUCGGCCGCCUGGCCCAGGUGUGUCGCGCGCUGCGGCGCGUCACCAGCUGCGACCCGCCGUGGCGCCGCAUCGCGCGGGCCUCUCUCAACGCCGGCUUCUCGCGGCUCGGCACGGACCUGAUGAGCAGUGUCCCAGUGAAGGAACGGGUGAAGGUGUCUCAGAACUGGAGGCUGGGGCGCUGCCGAGAGGGAAUUCUACUGAAGUGGCGAUGCAGCCAGAUGCCUUGGAUGCAACUGGAGGGCAAUUCUCUCUACAUAUCCCAGGCUGAUUUCAUCCUGGCCUACCAGUUCCGCCCAGAUGGUGCCAGCGUGCACCGCCGGCCCCUGGCAGUCUUUGCUGGGCACGGUGAGGACGUUUGCCACUUUGUGCUGGCCAACUCACACAUCAUCAGUGCAGGAGGAGAUGGGAAGAUUGGCAUUCAUCAGACUCGCAGCACCUUUGCUAUCAAGUACUUGGCUCAUGAGCAGGAGGUGAACUGUGUGGACUGCAAAGGGGGUGUCGUUGUGAGUGGCUCCAGGGACAGGACGGCUAAGGUGUGGCCUUGGAGCUCAGGCCGGCUGGGGCAGUGCUCACACACCAUCCAGACUGAAGACCGAGUCUGGUCCGUUGCUAUCAGCCCGCUACUGAGCUCCUUUGUGACGGGGACAGCUUGUUGUAACCACUUCUCACCAUUGAGAAUCUGGGACCUCAACAGUGGGCAGCUGAUGACACACCUGGGUAGUGACUUCCCCCCAGGGGCUGGGGUGCUGGAUGUCAUGUAUGAGUCCCCUUCUACACUGCUGUCCUGUGGCUACGAUACUUAUGUUCGCUAUUGGGACCUCCGCACCAGCGUCCGGACGAGUAGCUGGCCCUGUGGACACACACAUGCAUCCGCUCUGAGCCAGGGCUUGGGGAGUGUCCUUCACCUUCUCCAGUUAAACAGAUGGCAACCACCUGCUGGCAACAGGCUCUUCCUACUAUGGUGUCGUGCGGCUGUGGGACCGGCGCCAGAGGGCCUGCCUGCAUGCUUUCCCACUGACGUCGACCCCACUCAGCAGUCCUGUGUACUGCCUGCGGUUCACCACUUCGCAUCUUUAUGCUGCACUCUCUUACAAUCUUCACGUCCUGGACUUCAAAAACCCUUGACAGGCUACUCGUGCCUGUGCCUGGGGAACCAGCACCUCAGGAACCUCUUCUGCCUGGAGUAUAUGAUGCUGCUUCCUUCUCUCCCCUGCUGGGGCCACACUACUCGGCACCUGAAGCUAAGGGCAGUGUCUCCUGGAACUCUGGGGCCCUCGAGACGUGGGACUGCUGAGUCCAUGAGCAGACAGGAGGCGCUGCUACAGAAACAGGCUCACGCUCCAGUGCGGCCAGAGCAAGGGUCUGCCUGGGAAGGGCCCGUCCUGCCCUUGCCUCUGCCCACUUCGUUCCCUGGGUGGCCUGCAGGAGGGGAAGUAGUGCUUGCUGCACCGUGGCCCUCUGACCCCAAGGCACCUGUCAUGUUGGACCAGCCUUGUGGGGUACCAUGGCAUCGUGUCACGUUGGGUUCUGAGGUACCCUCAGAGUAGCCUGAGGUAUUCCUUAGGCAGGCUGUGAAAGCAUGCUACUACUUUCAUUUUUGUAAAAAUAAAGCUCGGUUGUCCAACAUA
Octodon degus (degu) is the source of this 1708-nucleotide messenger RNA. RefSeq names its product F-box and WD repeat domain containing 4 (gene Fbxw4). The transcript is spliced from 10 exons. NCBI's taxonomy places the organism in Eukaryota, Metazoa, Chordata, Mammalia, Rodentia, Octodontidae. Gene Ontology annotation, molecular function: protein binding. Gene Ontology annotation, cellular component: SCF ubiquitin ligase complex. The record is from RefSeq and is a predicted model, not a curated record. Gene Ontology annotation, biological process: SCF-dependent proteasomal ubiquitin-dependent protein catabolic process. Bases 200 to 1627 code for a protein of 475 amino acids.